UUAAUCUUAACAAUCUCUGGAUUAUGACGGAAUCGCGAAGUUAGAUAGGAAUACUCCGCAAACUUUUUGAUAACUUGAAUUGAAGCAGUCCUAUUCUGGGAUCCGGGGUGCAGAGUGCGGUCACGAAUUCGACAUGGCCAUUACAGUGAACAAAGCUAAAAUAGGAGUAAUCAUCUUGGGAUUUUUGGGUUUUCUACUUCUUGUUAUAGGAAUUGUUGCUUUAUCAAUAUUGCCAACAAUUUUUAGAUCUAAAGUUCAAGAGAACCUGGUCCUGGAAGAAGGAAAAGAAGCUUACGAAAAAUGGAAGAAAACUCCCAUCCCAGUAACCUUUAAAGUGUUCAUAUUUAAUGUAACUAAUCCUAAAGAGGUGAUGGAUGGACAGAUGCCCAAUGUUGAAGAAGUGGGUCCAUAUACUUUCAAGCAAUACCGAAGUAAAAAUGUGCUGUCAUUUAAUAAAGAAGACAAAACAGUCAUUUAUGAUGAUAUAAAACGGUAUGAAUUUGUUCCAGAAAAAUCUGCAGACAUGUCAAACAAGAUGUACAGUUUGAAUCUUCCUCUUCAGGGUAUCCUUAUGUUUGUCAAGAAAUUACCUGACUUGUCAAGAUCUCUUCUUGUACCAAUGUUAGAAGGUAUCCUGAAGAGUUACAACGAAAGCCUCUUUUCGUAUAGAACUGCUAGAGAACUUCUUUUUGAUGGAUACAAAGUGAAUCUGAUUCAAGAUCUUAUCGAUUUAGCAGGUGCUUUCGUCACUGUCCCUGAAAUAUUACCAAACAAUACCUUCGGAUUCUUAUACGGAAAAAAUAAUUCUGGUGAUGGUAUGUUCGAAGUUUUUACGGGUGAAGACGGCAUUGAAAAGUAUUCUCAAAUUGCCAAAUGGAAUAACAUGUCGCGAAUCCCAUUCUGGAAUAACCAGUACUGUAAUAUGAUGAAUGGAACGGAUGGUUCUCAAUUUCCUCCUCCUGUUUCGAAGCGAGACAUAUUGUAUGUGUAUACACCAGAGCUGUGUCGAUCAGUUUCUCUGGAGUUUUUGACGGAUGUACGAGUACAGGGAAUACCAGCACUGAGAUUCGUUACUCCAGAUAGAUUGUUCGCCAGCCCUACGGUUAAUCCUGACAAUAUGUGUUACUGUACAGAUAAAAAGUUCUGUGACCUCAGUGGUAUCUUAGAUGUAUCCCCUUGUCGUAAAGGUAUGAAGCUCGCAGUUACUGGACCUCAUUUCUUCCUAGCCCAUGAGUUCAUAAAAGAACGAGUAACUGGUCUCACUCCCAGCCGAGAACUUCACGAAACAUAUGUAGAUAUUGAGCCUAAUACAGGUUUGGUUCUUCGAGCAUCUAGGAAGUUGCAAAUGAAUUUCAUAUUGGAUAAAUUCGACGAAAUGGAGGAGACGAAAAAUGUUAAGCUGACUGUGAUUCCUCUUAUAUGGGUCACCGAGGAGGCUGAAAUUACUGAUGAAGUGGCCACUUUAUUUACUGCCAAAGUGAGGACUCCUAUUACGAUAGCUAAAUCCGUGCUAACAGCCUGCAUUGUUCUUGGUAUUCUUUGGAUUGUGAUCGCUGGCUUCGUUACAGUAUACAUACUCGUGAAGGUACGUAUGUUUACGGAACAAAAGGCAGCGAAAGCUGUUAUCAAGAGUAAAUACAAAGCUGUUCCACAGAAGCCUGAAGAUAUAAUUAAAAGUGAAAAAGGUCUUAGUGUGAAUGCCUAGUCAAAAGAACCACUUUCUUAAAAGGCGGAAUACCAAAUUAUCAUUGCAAAGAUGGCUUUGCUCCAAGCAUUCAUCUUCAUUCUGUACGUAAGUGAAGUGUCCCUUAGUCAUCUUCGUUCAUCAUCAAGACACGGACCAUUUGUCACCCUCCUUUUAUCCGUAUCAAGACCAAUAGAUACUACGGCACCAAGAAAAGUCUUGCAAAGAACCGACAACAAAGCAUAGACUAAAGUUCGACAAAUUAAAACAUUUGAUUUAAUCUCUCGUGGCAUUCAUUUUAUCAUUGGAAUGCAUUGUGUAUUACCUAGUUCAGAUUUGUUCUAACUUUGUUGCUAGUUCUUUUCGAUGUUUAGUAUCUGACAUGAAAUAAUUCGUUUUAAACUUGAUAUUAGAAAUGUUUUGAAUUUCUUUUGUAUAUUUUCUAAAAUUUGAAAGAAAUGUAAAUUAACUUUAAGUAUUUGAGCAUUAUUUAUAUGUGCAAUAGUUUAAAAUUCUUCUUUCUUGGCAGUGGAUUGUAAAAGUUUGAGAUUUUUAAAAUUGCAAAUUUUUAACAUUUUAAACUGUGGCUUUGUACCUUAGACUUGUUUUUUGUACUCGAAGUUGAGCUUCUUUUCAACAAAUACUGUAGCGUCGUUCUUGACGUUUACUUGGGCAUAGAGCAGGCUCUAUGGUGUUUGUCUGAAAGUGACCUUUUAACAAUAAAUAUAUGGUGCCAAUGAACACAGUGUAAAUAAUUUUUAUACACAUGACUACUUUUAUUUUUGUUUUCUAUGCAUACUUUUCUACAUAAAUAACCGUUUUGAUUUUGUAAACUGUUUAGUAAAGAUUUUGCAAAUAAAUUUAGAUUUUUAGUA
This is a messenger RNA of Argiope bruennichi, 2559 nucleotides long. Its product is annotated as lysosome membrane protein 2-like. The transcript has 14 exons. Gene Ontology annotation, molecular function: scavenger receptor activity. Lineage: Eukaryota; Metazoa; Arthropoda; Arachnida; Araneae; Araneidae. The coding region runs from base 134 to 1705 and encodes 523 amino acids. The record is from RefSeq and is a predicted model, not a curated record. Gene Ontology annotation, cellular component: membrane; cytoplasm.